Messenger RNA from Ahaetulla prasina, 3100 nucleotides. RefSeq names its product heat shock transcription factor 2 binding protein (gene HSF2BP). Bases 22 to 1047 code for a protein of 341 amino acids. The record is from RefSeq and is a predicted model, not a curated record. The transcript has 8 exons. Gene Ontology annotation, cellular component: cytosol. NCBI's taxonomy places the organism in Eukaryota, Metazoa, Chordata, Lepidosauria, Squamata, Colubridae.
CUUUCUUGAUCGCGGGUUGAGAUGAAGCGCGGGAGCUUAGCCAGCCCGUCCUGCUCAGGAGGCGGGCAGCAGAAAACUGAGGUAGAAGUUGAAUUUGUUAAGGUCAAAAAGAGAGCUUUGGAGAGGUUGACAACUGAAGUAAUGCAGUUGCAUGACAUUCUACCCAAGAUAUUGAAUAGUGAUAUCUUAGAAAGCUUUCAAAAACUGGAUGCCCUUGAAACAAUUGUAGAAAAGAAAGGUAAUGAACUAGAACAAUUGAGAAUGGAUUGUGAACACUAUAAAGCUCGCUUGGAAGCAGCCCAGGCAGACUGUGUGAGAGAAAGAAAGGAAAAAUUAAAUAUUCGUCAGCAGCUGACCGAUGCAAAGCAACAAUUAUUACAACAAGCUGAAUAUUGUACAGAAAUGGGUGCUGCAGUAUGCACAUUACUAUGGAGUGUUUCUAAUAAUGAAGAAGCAGUUAAAAAUAUUCUAGGAAGUGCUCAAGCUGUAAAGUUUUUUAAUAUUGCUGGACAAACAAUGGAGAGUUUUGUCCACUCGUUAAAUGAAGAUAGCAAACAUCAGGAUAUGGAUUCUGAUGAAAGUCAGUUUGUGUUAGGUUUGGCUGGAAUUGUUACAAAUAUUGCUGCUUUAGCAAUUGGUCGUGAAUUCCUUGUUGGUUCAAAUCAGGUACUGCUGGAUACAAUGAUUCAACUGCUGAGAGAUAUGAAGCCAGGAUGUUGCACCAAACUUAAAGUGCUGAUGCUGAUGUCCUUAUAUAAUAUUAGUAUCAACAUGAAAGGUGUGAAGUACAUCAGUGAAAAUGCAGGAUUCUUCCCAUUAAUCUGGUUGCUCCUGAAUGAUCCAGAUCCAGAAGUAUGUUUUCAUGUAUUACGACUUCUCCAAUCCAUGAUUAUGGAGCCAGAGAUAUUAACUAAGUCAGCUCUCGAAAUACGUGACUCCCUACCACUUCCACGUAUCCUUUUGCUAUCAAAGAGCUGUAAUAAAGAUCUACAAAUUCUGGCCCAAGAACUGCUUGAAGACCUCAGAGUAUUAGAAGGUGAAAUGUAAGACUCUUUCCGAGGAUAUCAUUAAUUUUUUUCAAGCAUACUUUUAAGUUCUGAAAUAAUUUGUAAAAUAUUAUACCUGCUUUCUAAUACAUUUAGUUAUUGUAAUUAAAUAAUUUAUAUGCUUGGCAUUCCUGCACAGGAAUACUAGCCAUAAAUAGCAUCUCAGAAUUUAUAGGCUUGUGAUGUAUACUGAGUUUAAUAUCUGCAAUAUUUGUAAGGAGUGGUUGGACUUACUAAUAACCCUCCCUUAAUUAGAAGCUUACCUGAUAGCUAAGGGAUAUAGUUCAGAAUUUAUAUUUUUCAUAUCAUAACUUGUUAAGGUAAAAUCAAGUACCUUUCGUCUAUUUUAUUCUUCAUUUGACUUCCUCUUAUUUUAGUAAUAGUGAGAAUAGUCUUUAAAAUUUGAGUUUUAACAUAAAAAAUGACCUUAGCUUAAAAAUCUAGUACAGGAUGGCGAGACUUCAUUUUUAUGUAAAUAUUUAUAACAAAACUAUUCAAGUUAAAUUAGCAGCAGAAUUGUCUGGGUGAAAGGUUGCUGGGCAGAACACUCUGUUCCCCCCUGGUUUCCCCACACUAUAUAAGUUUACUGAAUUGGAAAGGGACAAAAGAAGAACAUUGCCAUUAGAAAAGCCUCCUCCUUUCCUGGUUCUCUCCUGAGUCCUAGGAUUUUUAGAAGGAUUAGCUAUGGAGUAGCAUAAGUUGUAAAGCUUUUUUCCAUUGCUGACUGUAGACUUUCAUUUCAUUCUGUGCCUUCCAAAGUUGAACCUACCAGCAUAGUGGGUGACUCCUGCACAUUGCCUCUUAUAUUAUUUUAGAGACAGGAAGAGAAUAUAAGUGGAGACAGCCACAGCUCAUUUUGCCCUAGAACCUCAUCCAUAGUGGUCUAGGCACAAGCAUUCUCUUUGAUUAUUAGUCUGGCUGAUUCAAUUUGGUACUAUCAUACUUCUUGCUCUUCAGUGCUUCUGUGCCACAUUCUUCCUAUUUCCAGGGUCAGUCAGGGAAACUGACUUUUAAUCGUGUAUCUAUGAUUUUGUAUAGUGCUAGCUAAUUUUAAAAGAGACACUAGCAUCCUCUUUUGGGCUUUAAGUGACUAGGACAGGGGUCUCCAAACCUGGCAACUUUAAGACUCAUGGACUUCAACUCCCAGAAUUCUGGGAAUUGAAGUCCUCAACUCUUAAAGUUGCCAAGCUUGAAGACCCCUGGACUAGGACAAUGAACAAUUUGCUAGGCCUGGUUGUUAGUAUGGUAAUAAUACAUGGACAUACAAAUAUAUUAGUAACAAUUUUUCAAUGGUUACUUAUUAAGAAUAUAAGAGUUUCUGACUGUACCUUGCUAAAAUGAAAAAGAAUCACUUAUUUUGUCUCCUUAAGAUUAAGAUAGUCUUUCAUGUUUUUAAAUUGUCUAAAAUGUUGCAGUGUAACUUUCUAUAAGAAAAAUUUCAAUCUGAAAUGGGGGUAUUUUUAUUGAUAAGUUUCCAUGUCUUCUCAUAAUUGUCUUUGAACUGAGAAUACCCAUGUUCUGAAGUUAUAAGCUAUUUAUAUUAGAAUGAUGUAAAAGUAUUGCCCUCUUUUAUUUUAAUAAUUUAGAUAUUCAAAACAUGCCAAUAUUGUAUAAUGGCUGAACAUUAAAAAGCUGAAAACUGGAAAUGUUGUUGGAAAUGAAAUAAAUAACUUGGGUAACUAGUUCUGCACAUCUCUGGGUUCUCUUUUGAGCAAAGGCCCACUUUUAUUGUGAUUAGAAAAGAUGGAUUUUUAUAUUUCUGCUUUAUGUUUUUUUCCCUUGACUUGUUACAUUUAAGAAAUAUAACUGAAGAGACAUGUCCUAAGAAUUUAACUUAUUUACAAAAGUUCUACUUUGGGCUUUAAUUGUUCGUUUUUAUGAAUUCCAAUUUUAUGAAUUCAAAUGACUUUACACUAGACAAAUAAGCUCACAUAAAACUACAUCCUCCAUGUCUUUUGGCUUACUAAAAUAUUACAAUGAUGAUUCUAUGUUGAUAAAGAUUGUGUUAUAAUUUGAAAUGAGCAAUACUGUAGUGACUGGAUGGUCAAGAUAUA